GCCGCCGCCGCCCCGCCCCACUGUCGACAACCUCACACUCAACGCUCAACCUCACGCCGCUGCUCCCACCUCCUCUCAAUCUCGUCGCUCAGUGACGGUGGUCAUUUGCACCGGCGCUCGCGUUAUACAUUUACCUCACUCCCUCCCUCCGCGGUACCUGAUAUUCAAGUUUUCUGCUUCAAUUUUGUAUUUUAAAUUCAUACUCUCCUCCCGGUGGUUUGAAGCUUGCUCCUUGAGGAUUGUUGAUCAAGCCUUUGAUGGAGUCAUUUUUAGACUUGAACGAAAUAUGCGAGCAACAAAGUUCGUCAUAUGCACUCAAAUUGGUGCCUUGGUUGAACUGGGAUGAAUGGGUUUUGGUUAAAGAUUCUCUUUUCUCAGACUCCCCAGAUUCCAUUGCUUUUGCUCUAAAAAGAAUAUCGGCAUGGGAGAGUCGAGGAUGUUUGCCAGCUGCUAUUGAGGCCACUGCUUCCAUCAUUGAAAUUCGACAAAUUGAUCCCUAUUGUAGAGUGGAAGAGGAUCGGUGUAGAGAUACUUCUCUUUCAGAGAAAAUGCUUGCUCAUUUGUAUUGCAUGGCAAUCAUUAGGCUUGUCAAUGGUGUUAUUGAAAAGACACGUAAGAAAGAAGAGAAGUCAAUAGCUGUUGCUGCUGAGGCAAUUGGUAUUCCACGGUUGCUGAUUGAUAUUCGUCAUGAGGGAUCACAUCGUGGACUUCCAGCACUUCAACUUCUUCGCAGUGCCUCAGUUAAGGCACUUGAUUGGUUGAAGUCUUAUUAUUGGGAAUCUCAGAGCAAGGCAAUUCCUUUUGAACGUGAUGGAAAUGCAAAGGUUAGAAAGAAAAUCAAAUCCAAGCUUCGAGAACUGUCUUUCUGCUUGAAAAGCAACCAGAGUUCCCAGUCUAAUAGUCCAAUACUCGAGGGAAAACGUUCUAAGAAACAAGUUUCUAAGAUAUCGAAAUCUCUUGUUCAGUUAUAUUCUUCCUACUCCUCAGAGAUUGUAGGUGUGUUGUUGGAGUAUUUGUUGGAAGCCUUGAGUUCUUCAGAAUUAGUAGAGCAUACGGAGCAAGUUUCAUGUCCAACCAUAAAUAUUAUUUUGCCUGAUUGGAAGGUUGUCAUACUCAGAUUUUGUGAUAAGGAGCCAGAGUUACUACUGAACCUUUUUAAGGAAGUACUCAUUAUGAUUGAGACCCAGGAAGCAGAAAUGAAAUAUGAAGAAGAUGAUGAUAGCCUUCGUCUUCUAUCUACUUGCAAUUACUCUGAUCCACAGUUUUGCAUGUCAAUGUCAAGACAUGAGGAUAACGGUGCCGUGGAUUCUGGCUUUGUAUGUAUUGGUUUCUUCCAUCAUGAAAGUUAUCGCUCAGCCCAGAUUGUUGCAGAUGGUGGUAAUAAUGAAGAUGAAGGCUUUAUAGGAAGCGGAACCAAUCAUGAAAUACCACCCAGCUCUAAGAUCAAUAAUCUUCCAUACAUGGAAAGACAACUAAACACGCUGAGAAGGUACAAUGAUGAUGUGUAUGACCGCAUAUGGCACAGAUUUAGACCCCCUCACUGGGAUUCCUUGAAUACAAGUGCAAAAGUAAAAGUAGAAAACUCCAUUUAUGAAUUGCCAUCAGAAAUGUUACUCACAGCAUGUCAACUUGAGAAAAAUUUCAAUGUCUUAAAUGUAAAUUGGAGUUUCAAUGAACAAUAUUAUGUGUUCCUUCAUUUCACUGAAAUUCAGAAGCUUCCUUCUGGCCAAAAGAGGAUUAUCAAUGUCACAUUUGAUUAUGAUGAAAAUUCUCUCUCUCAAGAACUUACUCUUGAAUACUUGAAACCCAUCACCUUAAGUUCCAAGGUAACUAGAAAAAUUAGCAUCACAUUCAGAGCAACAGUUGAUUCUGAUGCUUCUCCUAUCCUCAAUGCCUAUGAGAUUUACAGAGUCUUCGAAGAAUGA
This is a messenger RNA of Prosopis cineraria, 1925 nucleotides long. RefSeq lists its product as uncharacterized. The coding region runs from base 258 to 1925 and encodes 555 amino acids. The record is from RefSeq and is a predicted model, not a curated record. Lineage: Eukaryota; Viridiplantae; Streptophyta; Magnoliopsida; Fabales; Fabaceae. The transcript is spliced from 11 exons. Gene Ontology annotation, biological process: maturation of 5.8S rRNA; maturation of LSU-rRNA. Gene Ontology annotation, cellular component: Las1 complex; preribosome, large subunit precursor. Gene Ontology annotation, molecular function: endonuclease activity.